GUUUAUUUAUGCGCCAUUUUGAACCAUGGCAACGACCAAGCAUUUGCUAAAUUUCUGAUUUUUAUCCUAAUUUUGCCCGAAAAAAUAAGCAAAUUUUAAGCAGAACUAUAGAAAAAGAGAAGAGACAUGUACGACCGAGCGCCACGUGAUAUUGUCAAGGUAGUAGGUAGCACAGCACAGAAUGUCGGGCCUGGUUCUUAUGAUGCAGAUGCACCACCUAAGGCAAGGUUUAAAGCAGAUGGGUAUGCACCAUUUCUGUCAAUGACAAGCAGAGAGACCUUCCUGAACAUCAGUGACCAGGUAGUUGCUGCACCAGGACCCGGUCAUUAUGACCCAGGAUUGGCACAGGAUGCCAUAAAGGGAGGGAAAACUCUUGCCAACAAGUCGAAAAGGUUUACAGAACAUACGCUGGAAAAUCCUGGUCCUGGUACUUACAAUGUUGAACGUUACACAGAAUUCCGACAGAGCAGGUCCGCACCACAAUUACAGGAAAAGAACAAAUCCAUGGGGCUUGUCACCAGUCAGCUGAAAUUCCAUCGUAAACCUGAUGCCCCAUCUAUCCCGACCCCAGGGCAAGCUUUCGGGUAUGAGGAGUGUGAAGAUGGCACCCUGAAGAAACAGGACCCACCAGAUAGAGAUAUCUCCCUGGGGCCAGCAUUUUAUGGUGUUACCCAUGACUCAAAACCAAAUGAAACAAAAACAUCUAAAACAUACAAAGGUGUUCAUUUUGGUAAACUCACUGGAAAAAGAUCAGAUUUCAUUGGUAAGCCAGGACCGGGUCCCGGUGAGUACGAGCCGUAUGUGGAAGUACCAUUAAGAGCAGAGAACGUGAAUGCAGGGAAGGAGGAGUCACAGAGAUACGAGGCCAACAUACCCAGAUACCAUGAGGCUAUAGCAAGAGAUGUUGAGAAAAAAGCUAUACCAGGACCAGGGAAAUACGACAUCAAGGGACUCUUUGACCCUGAGCCUCCAAAGGUGAACACAGAAGGCAUUGAAGUGGAACAUCCGCCUUUCAUGUCACAAGCAAAAAGAUUUACACCACUGAAAACCUUACAGCCAUCCCCUGGUAGUUACAAUGACCCAAGGCAUGCCUUCGAUAGUCUGAAAAGGGUCACUGGAAUGAAGAGAAGUCCCUUUGGUCAGACUUCCGUUAGGUUUACACCAAAUAGGGGUACUAAACACGUGCCUGGUCCUGGCUCCUACAACAUUACUGGCAUGGGCUCCGAAAGCAUGCGGAAAGCUUACAUAGAAAGUACCAGACGUGGUGUGUUUGGUACCACUUCUGUGCGUGUGAACAAUAUUGCACAGAAAGAAGCACCUGAAUUGCCAGGUCCCAACCAUUACCAAGUGAAGGAGAAACCAUUCCAGUCUCGCUACCAUCAUCUUUCAUCAACAUUCGCGUCAGUAACCUCCAGAUUAAAGGAUGACGUUGCCCCAGCUAAGGAAGUGCCACCACCAGGAUCCUACGAUGUUCAGAAAUCUUAUCAACACUCACAAAUUCACAUGGAAAGGGCUAAGCCAAGGACAGAUGUUGCCAGCCGCAAACACGGCUCAUUUUUGUCUGCUGCUUCAAGAUUUGCACCUCCAAGAGAUGUGGUAAUUGCUGAAUCUGAUAAAGAUACCCCAGGCCCUGGAACCUACAGUCAUGCCCAACGUGACAAGCGUGGUAACAUGAUGGUAACGAAAGACCAAAGAUUCCGAGAAGCACUCAAGUCUGACAAUCCUGGACCUGGCGCUUAUGAGUUCUCUCCCCUGAUCCAAGAUACAGUACUGAAGGGAACUUUCAAUGCCACAUUGAACAAUCCAAUAACACCUCAGAUAGACUCAGUUCACAAUGCUGGAACAGCCAAACAUGCAUUCUUACUUGGAGUAUAAAGAACUGUGGAAUUACCUCCCUUUAUUGUGAUAUAAUCAUUGAUCUUAUCUUUACUCAAAAAGAAAAUUAUGGAAAUAUUAGAUGACAGAAUUUUUCAGAAUGCUUUUGUCAUAUCAAGAAUUAUGACGCCUUACUUGAAAACCUGUAUGUGAAAAUAAAACUUUGGAAAAUGCCAGUUAUGAUUCUUAAUAUAGAUCUAUAGUUGGAGGCGGCAGAGCAAAACAUCGAGCCAGCUUUUGAUGAAAUCAGUAUUGUGUAAUUUCUGCCAUGUUAUGAGACAAAAAUCUUUCCUCUUUGUUUUAUAAAGCAUAUUUUCCACAAAAAUUAAUAAAUGACUGACUGUUAUAAGAUUAUGGCAUGUUGAAAGACUCCAGUUUUCCGGCCAUAUUUUAUUCUGCGCUUACAAAAUAUUUAUUGUUUGCUUGUUUCAAUCAAAUCUAUUUUUAGACAGAUGUUGACAUAAAUUUUCCAAUUAGAAAUUGCUUUUUAAUGUUUUACAGGCAUAACUGUCAAAAAUAUGUGUAGGUUAUAUGUGAAGGACUGUUUUAAAUGUAUAAAUAUUUGAUGUGUUCUUUAAUAGAGAGAUAUGGCAAACAUAAGUGGGAAAUCGUUUUGACAUUUUCUACCAAGAAAAACAUGGCAGAUCUUUGUAUCUUUUUUAUCAUGAUUGAAUAUGUGGCAAUAUUUAAGAUUGCAUAAUUUUUAUGGAGCUGUGCUAUUUGUGCAUUGUCAUGUAAAAAGAACCAUUUUGCUAAGAGAAAAAGGCUUUUGAGUUCUUUAAUGUUGUGUCAUUAAUUUUGAUACUUUUUACAGUACCUGUGUGAUUUUAACUUAGAAGUACAGUUUUUAAACUAAAGUAUAUGAUAGAAAUAUGCUAAAAACUAUGAAAUACUUGACACAUCAUAUUUAUUUCAGAUACAUGUUUAAAUCGUAACAUGCUAAACAUGAUGUUAAGGGUAGCAGGUUUAAAGACAUUUUAAACUGCUUUAAUGUCAAGUACAUUAUCUAACUGCAUACAGUUGAUAUUUCAGGCAAAACUCAAAUUACAUAAACAUAUGCUAAAGUUUUAGGAAUAAAAAGAAUUCUGUUCUAUUCAUUCUGCAGUUUCAUUUGAAAAGCUCUGCACUCAUUAAAAAUAAAUUUUCUACUUAAAGAGUCUUAAAAUUUUCAUAUUUUAUUGAAAUGAGAGCAAAAGAUUGGAGAAUUAUCAAGCAUUGGUAUUUUAGUUAUUAAUUCAGCAUAAGUUUUAAAACCCUUUUCAAUUAAAUUGUCUAUGAAGAUGAUGAUGUUUAUAAUAAGUUAGAUCAUUAUAUGAUAAGAAUCUUGUGUCUUCAUUUGAAAUUAGUUUUAUCAUUUUUGCAUGGGAAAUUAUAACUUUCCCAUUAUCUUAAGUAGUAUAGAUUGAAUGCAAUCUUGCAAUUUAUUAGAUUGUGGGAAAUAUUAAUAUAUUAAGGUAUAUGAAUGCCAGAGGGAAAAUCUGAACAGAAUUUAAGAACAGAGAUGUUGUAUGUGUUGAGGAGCGGUAUUUAGAUGGAGAAUGUAUCAUUAGGAAUGUUGAUGAAUGAUCAUUUUAUAUAAGACAUAUUACUCAUUCAAACUUGUACAUUUUGUUCUAGUUAACCAGGUUUUCAACGAAAACCUGAGUUAUUAGAUUGGGGUAGAUGUCGGUCGGGCGGGCGGGUGGGUGGCGGUGGCGGUGGCGGCGGCAGCGGCGUCAAACUUGUGUUUCCGGUCAAUAACUUUUGUUUCGGUAAAGAUAUUUGAAUAAAACUUGGUAUGUAUGUAGCUUAUGUCAAGACAAAGGCUGGGAUUGAUUUUGGGGUUUCUGGGGUCAAGGUCAAGGUCACUGUUACUUAAAAUAGAAAAAGGGUUUCCGGUCAAUAACUUAACUUAGGAAUGAGCUAUCAUGAUGAAACUUGGUGUAUAGAAAACUUAUAUAAAGUUGUAGCUUGGGAUUGAUUUUGGGGUUUCUGGGAUCAAGGUCAAGGUCAUUGUUACUAAAAAUAGGGUUAGGGUUAGGUUAGGGUUAGGGUUAGCAUAUCUUCUACAUGCAUGGAGGGAUUUUGAUGAAAGUUGGCACAAUUGUUCACCAUCAUGAGACGGAGUGUCAUGCACAAGAACCAGGUCCCUAGGUCUAAGGUCAAGGUCACAGAGGUCAAAGGAUACAAGAAUGAAAACUUUGUCCAGAGCAUAUCUUCAUGCAUAGAGGGAUUUUGAUGUAACUUGGCACAGUUAUACACCAUCAUGAGUCUUGCGCAGUUCCCUUCUGUAGAAUUACUUCCCUUUGUUGUUACUAUAAAUAGCUUAUAUUGUAACUUUUUCAUUACUAGACGUAGGGAAAAAUCGAGACCACUUUUAUGUAGUACAACAUGCAUGUUACAUCCAAUUUUGAGGUGUAUUUUGACCAAUCUCUACCUGGUAAGGAUUUCUGUGUGGACUUACAAUUUUUUUUUUUGUAUUUUUUUUUUUUUUUUUUUUUUUUUUUUUUUUUAAGAUUAACUUCCCUUAGUUGUUACUAUAAAUAACUUAUAUUGUAACUUUUUUAUAAUUGACCGUAGGGAAAAACCAAGACCACUUUUCUGUGGUACAACAUAGUUGUUACUUUCUAAUUUUAGGUGUAUUUUAAGGUAUCACUACCUGGUAAGGAGUUUUUUUGUGGACUUAGAAAAACAAAAGAAUUGCAAUGAUUACUAAGCAACCACAAAAUUAAAAUUACAUCUGCAAAUACAGGUGCUAGAGUAAAGAAAUUUGCUGUGACGGGCGUAUAUUGUGACAUUCUGGCACUCUUGUUUAUUCUUAUGAAAAGUGUUGAAAACCUGGUUUCGUGGCAUUGCCGUGUUUCUUGUGUAUACAUGAACCUUAAUUUUCACAGAGAGAAAAUAUGCUGCAUUAUAUUGAAGUAAGUUUGAAAAUAUAUAUGAAACAGACAACUUUCUAGACACUAUUAUAUAUAAAGCUAUGUUUAAUAGAAAAUAGGGUAUAUAGCUUAUAAUUUAGGGAUUAUUUAUAUAAAUUUAGCACUGAAGCAUGCUAUAAGAGGAAAUUAUCUGCAGUAGUUUUAUUUUAGGCAUCCAUUACUGAAAUGAUAUUCAUCCAUGUAAGACUUUCUUUUGCCUUUAUUCACUAGAACCCAUAACUAUUGAACACUUUAGAUGUUGCACCUGUUUUUUAGCUCACCUGAGCAAUGCUCAGGUGAGUUUUUCUGAUCGCUCGAUGUCCGGCGUCUGUCUGUCUGUCGUCUGUCGUCAUUUAGCUUGUGUAUGGGAUAGAGGCUGUAUUUUUCAAUUAAUCUUCAUGAAUAUUGGUCAGAAUGAUAACCUUGAUGAAAUCUAGGCUGAGUUUGAAAAUGGGUCAUCUCGGGUCAAAAACUAGGUCACUAGGUCAAAUCAAAGAAAAACCUUGUGUAUGCGAUAGAGGCUGUAUUUUUCAAUAAAUCUUCAUGAAUAUUUUUCAGAAUGAUAACCUUGAUGAAAUCUAGGCCGAGUUCGAAAAUGGGUCAUCUCAGGUCAAAAACUAGGUCACUAGGUCAAAUCAAAGAAAAACCUUGUGUAUGCGAUAGAGGCUGUAUUUUUCAAUUGAUCUUCAUGAAUAUUGGUCUGAAUGAUUGCCUUGAUGAAAUCUAGGCCGAGUUCUCAAUGGGUUAUCUCGGGUCAAAAACUAGGUCACUAGGUCAAAUUAAAGGAAAACCUUGUGUAUGCGAUAGAGGCGGUAUUUUUCAAUUGAUCUUUAUGAAUUUUGGUCAGAAUGAUUGCCUUGAUGAAAUCUAGGCCGAGUUCGAAAAUGGGUCAUCUGGGGUCAAAAACUAGGUCACUAGGUCAAAUCAAGGAAAAACCUUGUGUAUGCGAUAGAGGCUGUAUUUUUCAACUGAUCUUCAUGAAAUUUAGCCAGAAUGAUAACCUUGAUAAAAUCUAGGCCGAGUUCGAAAAUGGGUCAUCUGGGGUCAAAAACUAGGUCACUAGGUCAAAUCGAAGAAAAACAUUGUGUAUGCGAUAGAGGAUGUAGUUUUCAAUUGAUCUUCAUUAAAUUUGGUCGAGUUUGAAUAUGGGUUAUCUGAGGUCAAAAACUAGGUCACUAGGUCAAAUUAAAGAAAAAUCUUGUGUAUGCGUUGGAGACUGUUUUUUUUUUCAAUUGAUUUUUAUGAAAUUUGGUCAGGAUGAUUGCCUUAAUGAAAUCUAGGUGAAUUUAAAUAUGGGUCAUCUGAGGUCAAAAACUAGGUCACUUGGUCAAAUCAAAGAAAAAACUUGUGUAUGUGAUAGAGGCUGUAUUUUUCAAUUGAUCUUCAUGAAUUUUGGUCAGAAUGAUUGCCAUGAUAAAAUCUAGGUUGAGUUUGAACAUGGGUCAUCUAGGGUCAAAAACUAGGUCAUGUCUAAGAAAAUGCUUGUUUUAUCGCAAGAGACCAAUUUUUUGGUCCAAUCUUAAUGAAAAUUGGUCAGAAUAUUUGUUUCCAUGAAAUCACUAGGUCAAACAUGUUUUACACUGUUAUGGUGUGUUUCUUAGGUGAGCGACCUAGGGCCAUCUUGUCCCUCUUGUUUGUGUAUAUCUGCAUUUAUGAAUAUUUUACAUGAAAAUACCAGAUUGAUUUGAAUACUUGUAUUUUAUUUUUGAAAGGCUGCUGUUCUUAAUUUAUGCUUAAUUAUCUUUUAUGAUAAUUGUAGCUUUACACCUUAAGCCGUCCAUAUGCUGUAUUACAUUCCAUUUGUUUUAUUGUAUUAUGAUGCUUUAUUAAAUUGAUUAUCUUUUUAUAUAAUAUUUUUAAAUAUUAUUUUAACUAUAUUUUGAAAUAGUUCACAAUGAAUGUGACCAAACUCUGUGAUAUUUGGGUAUUAAUUUUUGAUAAGAUGCAUGCAACUGCAUAAGGUAGAAAUUUUAUGUGUUGAUGUUAUUCUAAAAAUCUGGAUGUAGUUGAUAACAGAAUUUCCCGCUUGGAACAUCGGUCCAUUGGUAGAAAUAUUGGCCACUCUGGGGUCAUGACUAAACCUUUCAGUAUAACACCAGUUUUGUUGUUUUUUUUACAGAAAGGAACUUAAGAGUGAUUGAAAUAAGCUCAUAGCUUUCAUCACUACAGAGCUAAAGUAAGCCAGAAUAAACUGAUGGUGUGACUGCGAUUGUCUCAGAAUUAGAAAUCAAAGUUGAUAGUAUCUUGUGUUGUUGGACAAAUCUGUUAAUCACAGUAUAAACCAACAUUUUGUACUUGUAUUAUUUUACAUGACAACACUGUAUGUUGAAAAAAGUAUUAAAAAUAAAUUGUUUUACCUGCA
Mercenaria mercenaria is the source of this 7134-nucleotide messenger RNA. RefSeq names its product sperm-tail PG-rich repeat-containing protein 2-like. Lineage: Eukaryota; Metazoa; Mollusca; Bivalvia; Venerida; Veneridae. The coding region runs from base 127 to 1875 and encodes 582 amino acids. The record is from RefSeq and is a predicted model, not a curated record. The transcript is spliced from 12 exons.